This is a messenger RNA of Sitophilus oryzae (rice weevil), 1199 nucleotides long. Its product is annotated as methyltransferase-like protein 9. Gene Ontology annotation, molecular function: protein-L-histidine N-pros-methyltransferase activity. The transcript has 5 exons. The record is from RefSeq and is a predicted model, not a curated record. Lineage: Eukaryota; Metazoa; Arthropoda; Insecta; Coleoptera; Curculionidae. The coding region runs from base 157 to 1137 and encodes 326 amino acids.
GGUGAGUGAACUUGCUUUGUUUUUGUUUACAAUUUACCAGAUUUUUACUGUUUUCUAACAGAUUUUUAAGUGUUUAUUUACUUAUACAGAUUUAACCGAUUGUUUCUUCAUUAAAUAUCCGAUUUUCGCGAAUAAAAUCGACUGAAAUUCGUCCAAAUGGAAGCUGGAAGUGUUUGUCAAGGCUCGCGCGAUAAUAUUCGAGAAAAUAAUCAGGAAAACUCACCGACUAGAACGGAAAAAUGUGAUGAUUUGGGGCCCUGGACAAAUUUUCGGCCUAGGGGCGCGUUGGCUAGGGUGUUACAUGAGAAAGUGCUCCAAGAUCAGUAUUUAAGCCGAUUAGAUAAGAGCGAGUGGUACAACUGUAACUUAAGUGAUCUCCCAGUAGAUCUAGCACAAUCGUUUGUUCAACUGGGACCCGACCAAGAUACCGUCCAUUUUCUAGAAGAAUCCGAGAAAAAAUCGGACUGGAUUUUCACGCAACUUUGGCACGCCCUAGUCAAAUUCGUUCUGGGAUUGUUUAUGACGCAGACAUCUAUCAAUGGAUGGCUGCAGUGUGGUUCCAUGUUUGUUAUAUCGAAAUCCCAGCUGAUCAAAUUGCUCAAAGUGGACGAGAACGUUCGAUACGAUUCCUUGUUAGAUUUAGGAGCGGGAGAUGGCAAAGUUACCGCACAUUUGGCGCCGCUUUUUGACAAAAUUUACGUCACGGAAGUGUCAGAAACGAUGAAAAAGCUUCUUGGCAAACAAGGAUAUCAAGUUUUAGAUGUGGAAGACUGGUGCCAAGAUCGAAAAUUUAACGUCAUUUCCUGUUUGAAUCUCUUGGAUCGUUGCAACGCACCAUUAAGUAUUUUGGAAAAUAUUAGGAACAGUUUAGCUCCGGAUGGAUACGUUUUACUGGCUCUGGUUUUGCCAUUUUCGGCCUACAUAGAAACGGGAUCAUCGGAUCACAAACCCGUUGAAGCUCUACCCGUCAAAGGCAAUACAUUCGAAUCACAAGUAGAAAGUUUAGUGGAGAACGUGCUGAGAGCAAAAUUCGAAUUGAUAUCAUGGAGUAGAGUACCUUAUCUCUGCGAGGGAGAUUUACGCCAGUCGUACUACUGGUUGGAUGAUGUUAUUUUAGUGUUAAAAGCGACAAAAUAAGCUUUAAAUAAUCGAAGGAUUAAAUCGAAUUAUAUUUUUAUUACAUAAACGUCAUAAUUAAC